GAAGAUGGCGUCCAACCAAAGGGCGUUUGCACAUAAACUGUCCAAGACGCACGCUGCGGAUGUGCGUCGAAAUGUUGCGAAAGGAGGACUGGUUUCGCCAUCAUCCACAUCGAGUUGGGCAAGUGACUUGAUAGAUCCAAUUGAAUUUGAGGAUUUCCUCUCACAAUACCAAUUGCUUGUGGAUAGAGAUCCGCUAAGAUCAAUAUUGGAUAUCCCACCUGGCGAUGUCAACAUUGAUGUUAUCCAAAGACCUAUAAGGACAUUGAAACCAAUAGUUCCAGAAGAGCCAAUAGACAAUCUGUCGCCUCACGUGCAAGCCUGUGUAAGAUGUUACACGUCCGAUUGGCAGGUGAUCAGGUAUCAGCAUAGAAAUCUGAGCAGCAGCGUUGGAAACCGAGCAAGUAUAGCGAGACCUAACCAGUCCAGUCCCAGACAGGAGUUUGAGACUGAUUUUCAAGGGGCACCAUCGGAAACAUGCAGCGAAUACGAUAUACUCUCGCCGACGAACAGCAGCAGACACAGUGUCAUCUCGCUGUCUUCUCUUUCGUCGUGCGGAGAUACAUUGACUCCAAGAAAUUCCUGGGCUUCGUUGGAUUUGAGGCAAUUUGCGGGCGAUCCUUUGAUACCUGAAAUUCUCGAGCACGCAGCUCCGGAAGCGUUGGAUCAAUUAAACGAAAGCAGAAGACAGGUGGAACGACAGGAAGCUUUGCUGACGCUGUAUCCUCAAAUCGACAAUGAGGAACCAAUUGAAAGGCGAUUGCCUGCAGCUUCGCCUAUCGAGCAUUUAGGCCAUAGGAUUUUAAUAAAAUGUCUGCAAUUAACAUUGGAUAUAGAAGUUGAACCUCUGUUCGCUUCCAUGGCUUUAUAUGAUGCGAAAGAGAAGAAAAAAGUUUCUGAAACUUUUUAUUUCGAUUUGAAUCCGGAGGGAUUGAAACGGAUGCUCGGUGGACAUAUCCCGUACAGCGAUACAAGCACCAUGGCCAGAGGUUGCAUCAUCGACAUUACCCAACCGUCGGCGGAUCUGUUCAUAGUGGUGCGCUUGGAGAAAGUUCUGCAAGGCGAUUUGAAUGAAUGCAUCGAACCGUACAUGAAAGAUGAUAAAAAUCGAGAUAGGACCAAGGCUACGGCGGUGGCCGUGUGCGAACGCCUGGGGAAAUACAGACAGGCUUUCGCUUGGACGGCAAUUUACUUGAUGAACGUGAUCAAUGGAUGCAGCACUACGGAUCGAGAACAUGAAAGGGAGUAUGCGGGUUCCACGUCGAACACGAACAGCUUGGAUCGAAAGUCUUCGAGCGGAGGUUUGGAGCAGCUGAGGAGAAGAGCCCAGGAUAUGGGAACACUGACGAGACGCGGAUCUCUGGAGAGGCGCGAGAAGAGGAGGUCCUGGUCUCCAGAUCAUUUGGCCAAUACGUUGGACAGCUUCAAACCUAUAACGCUGACGUUUUCCACGUUUUUCAAGCAAGAGGGAGAGAAGUUGCGCGACGAGGAUCUGUACAAAUUUCUGUUGGAGCUGAAACGACCCAACCUGAACAUCAAGAAGCUGAAGUGCAUUCCGGCCACCUUGAAGCUGGACAUUUCGCCGUGUCCUCACGAGAUUAAAAAUUGCCUGACCACGGAUUUGGCCAAGAUAUAUCCGCAUGUGGAUGAGAAGACCAGACCGAUCAAGGAGUUGCUCGAGUUUCCGGUGAAGAAACUGCUGAUACCGCAUUACACGUACAGGAAUCUGCUGUUCAUAAGCCCCAAAGAGUUGAACUUUUCCAACAGGACCGGAUCUGCUAGGAAUUUGGCGGUGAGAGUUCAGCUAAUGGCUGGGGAAGGAGAACAGCACGCCCUUAACAACAUCUUCGGAAAGUCUAGUUGCCCGGAGAUGGCAAACGAAGCGUACACCGCAGUCACAUAUCACAGUAAAACGCCACUGUUCUAUGACGAAAUUAAGAUCAAAUUACCAGGAGAUAUCGCUAACAAUCAUCAUCUGUUGUUCACGUUCUACCACAUAUCGUGCCAGAAGAAGAUGGAGCAAGUUUCUGUGGACACCCCUGUCGGAUAUACGUGGUUACCUUUGAUGCGUGAUCGUAAGCUGGUUAAUGGCGAGUUCUGCCUUCCGGUGAUGCUAGAUCCUCCUCCUGUGAACUACAGUUAUAUCCCAGCAGAUGUCUGCCUUCCCGGAACGAAAUGGCUUGACAACCAUAAGGGUCUCUUCACGGUAAGUAUUGAUGCCCAAUCGUCGGUGCACACGCACGAUCAAUCCAUCGAGAGAUUCUUGUACGCCUACAACUGCGGCAUGACCGGUACCAUCCCAGUCAGAUACGGUGAAGCUGGAUUCGAAGAAGAAUUAAGACACUCCAUUACUGGUUUGGCUGGAGCCAGGCCUGAAUCGAUCAUACAAAAUCUCCCGGUGAUCUUCGACAGUAUUAUUCAAUUGAUCAUGCAACCUCCGAGAAUCUCCGGAGUGGACCUCUUGAAAAUCGAGAACGUGUCAUUCGAAGCGCUGUGUUUAUUGCUAGAAAAUAUAUCGAAUUUGGAGGAUUUGCAAACGGAUCAGCAUGGGAGAAACGGAUUCCUUUCCACAUACAUCCAAUUCCAAUGCAACAUUCCUCAUCCGCUCUACGCGAGUAACGAAAGUUCUCCAGUUUACGAGCGAGGAGCACCUUUGGCACGUAGCAAUUCAAAUCCGGAUAUUGAGGUAGCCUACAUGUCACCAAGGAACCUGGACAGAGUUGCGAGUAUGAGGGGUGCGAACGUCGAGGUCACCGCCAACAUAAACUCGUGCAUCCUGCAUCAGAAAUUGGCUUUGCAGUGGGUGGUAUCCACUGGUAGACCCAAAGACUUGAGCAUGGAGAACGCUUGGUUCCUCUUCGAUUUGAUCAACAAGAGCAUGGUCGAACACCUAGCCAGGACCGGGAAUUUGGAGACUCCUCGUCGCUUGCGCUUCAACGAGCAUUUCCUUGAUGAUAUUACCACGAUCGUGAAGAGCGUCACCACCGAGAUUAUCGCACAUUCUACCGGAGAGGUAUCGCGCGCUCAUAAGAUCAACUCUGCUUUGGCGUUCUUCCUCUUUGAUCUGUUUUCCAUCGCAGAUCGUGGAUACGUUAUGCAACUGCUGCGUUCAUACAUGAAACAGGUGCAGACGAAGAUAUCGUUGAUUCCCGAUCCAUCCGCGCUCUUCGAGUUGAAGCUGCAGUUAGUGCGGAUCGUCUGCAGCCACGAACACUACGUCCCUUUGAAUUUACCAUUUGCCACGCCGUUCAUGAGCUCCGGUGCUAGCGUAUCUCCGAGUCCCAGUGUUUCCAGUUCAACCAGUCAGAAUUCCUUCUUAUCCGGACCACCUGCCAGCCAAGAGCGUGCAAGUACAUUUGCCGAGUUAUCUUCGGAGUACAGGCAACACCAUUAUUUAACAGGAUUGGUCUUGUCCGAUUUGGCCUCUGUGCUUAUAGAAAUGCAGAGCAACACUCUUCAUUCCAAAGCGGUGGACACCGUUCGCUCUUUAUUAUCGUGGCACGAUAGCGAUCCGAGAUAUGCUUCUCCUAACGCCAGAAGACGAGUGGCUGCUUUGUAUUUACCAUUGCUCUCAGUCGCAAUGGACGUACUUCCGUAUCUAUACCACUUCAGCAGCGACGAUUCUCAAAGCACUUCGAACAUCAACCAAACCGUGGCUCUGGCUAUUGCUGGUGGCAUCCCGAAUUCUGACAAUCUGAUUUCCAGCAGAAAAGGAGCGAUUUCCUCGGAUGUCACUAGAAAUCUUCUGCUCUGCGUUCUGUGGGUGUUGAAGAACGUUGAAUCCGAUUCCAUCUCUCAUUGGUUGGGUGAGCUUUCGUCCACGCGUAUGGCGACUCUGCUGCAUCUCCUGGACGCCUGCACCAGCUGCUUCGAAUACAAGACGAGGAGACGUGCACCUGCUCAUUGCGGAUACGCCCAUGCCCAGGUGACGCAAGACGUGAAGUCUCGAUUGGAAGACAUGAUUUUGGGGCAAGGUUCUGCCAGAGAGAUGAUGCAAAGGAGGAAGGGUCAAAGCACCGAGAAGUUGCGCUGGAGGAAGGAGCAAAUGGCGUACAGGCCGAUGGAGAGUUCGGAAAAACCUCGAGAUGAGAUGAAUUUUGAUACGCAUUUGGAAGGACACUUGGCCACCGAAGCUUCUUUCAUUAUUCUGGAUACUUUGGAGCGGUGCGUGAAUACAGUUGCUCAAUGGGACAAUCAACAAACUCUGAUAGGCUUAGCAUUAACUGUUCUCUUGCACGCUUUGGGUAAAAAUCAGAGCACCACUGUUCUUCCGCACAUGUUCGCAUCCCAACGAAGCUUAGUUUUCAAAUUCCAUAGUGCUCUCUUCGACGAGGAAAGCGAUCACUGCGCUGAUUUGUGUUUGCUACUACUGAAACAUUGCGGAUCAUUAAUAGCUUCAGUUCGAUCGCAAGCUGCUGCUUCUCUGUAUCUCCUGAUGAGACAAACGUUUCAAAUUGGAAACAAUUUUGCUCGCAUCAAGAUGCAAGUCACGAUGUCUCUCAGUUCUCUAGUCGGAACAUCGUCUUCGUUCAGCGACGAUUCCUUGAGGAGAUCGCUAAAGACUAUUCUCGAAUACGGAGAAAGAGAUGCUGAACUUCAGGAGACUACAUUCCCCGAGCAAGUCCGAGACCUAGUAUUCAAUCUGCACAUGAUUCUUUCGGACACGGUAAAGAUGAAAGAGUUCCAGGAAGAUCCGGAGAUGCUUUUGGAUCUUAUGUACAGAAUUGCCAAGGGCUACCAGAAUUCACCCGAUCUGCGUCUGACGUGGCUGGCGAAUAUGGCCCAGAAGCAUAUGGAAAGAGGAAACUACUGCGAGGCUGGAAUGUGUUUGGUGCACUCUGCAGCUUUGGUUGCAGAAUACUUGGCAAUGUUGGAGCCUUUACCGCAUUUACCAGCGGGAGCCGCAGCGUUGGAAAAGGUGUCACCGAAUGUACUAGAGGAGAGCGCAGUUUCCGACGACGUUCUAAGUCCUGAUCGCGAAGGCGGCUGCCUUGGUUUUUCAGAAGGUGGACUAUUGGGACUGCUCGAACACGCUGCAAAUAACCUUCACUCCGCAGCCAUGUACGAACCCAUGAACGACAUCUACAGAGUCCUGAUUCCCAUCGCCGAGAACAACAACGAUUUUAAGAAGCUUUCCAAUAUCCAUGGGAAACUUCAAGAUGCUUACACGCGCAUCGAGCAGCUGCAUGGGAAGAGAGUAUUUGGAACGUACUUCCGUGUCGGUUUCUACGGUUCCAAGUUCGGCGAUUUGGAUAGAGAAGAGUUCGUGUACAAGGAACCGACCUUGACUAAACUGCCGGAGAUCUUCAGCAGGUUGGAGAACUUUUACGCGGUGCGAUUCGGCGCCGAGAACGUGAUCAUCAUCAAGGAUUCUAAUUCCGUGGACGAGUCUUUGUUGGACCCGGAUAAGGCCUACAUCCAGAUCACCUACGUCGAGCCGUACUUCGAGACUUACGAGCUUCGCUCCAGGCAGACGCAUUUCGACAAGAACUACAACAUCAAGAGAUUCAUUUAUGCUACUCCGUUCACUCCUGCAGGUAGAGCGCAUGGUGAACUGUACGAGCAAUACAAGAGGAAGACAAUCCUAACUACGGCCGUGCACUUCCCGUACGUGAAGACCAGGAUCAAGGUGGUGCACCGAGUACAGAUCACUCUAACUCCCAUCGAGGUGGCCAUCGAGGACAUCCAAAAGAAAACCAAAGAGUUGGCGACCUCCACGCAGCAGGAGCCGCCAGAUCCGAAGAUUUUGCAGAUGGUUCUGCAAGGAUGCAUAGGGACCACAGUGAAUCAAGGACCUCUGGAGAUGGCUCUCACCUUUUUAUUAUCAGAUGGUAAACCGUUGACCAAACACCAGAACAAACUGAGGCUUUGCUUUAAAGACUUUUCCAAAAAGUGUCAUGACGCCCUUAAGAAGAACAAAAAUUUAAUUGCGUCCGAUCAAAAAGAGUACCAGAAAGAGUUGGACAGGAAUUACAAGCGUUUCACGGAGAGACUGCAGCCCCUGGUCAAUCCGCAAAACUUGACGGUUAUGCAUAUUAGUCCACAUAAGAAUCGAGGCCAGGAAACUGCAUUACGCUGGUAAAGUUCUUAGCAAUAUAUACGUAGACUGCAAAGGAACACGAGUAGAGUUUACAAGGAAGAGGAUUAUAUUUAUAUAUAUAUACACAUCUUUUUAUAGAGGCUGCAACCAUUAUUUAUUUUAAGUAUUAAUCGAGUAUUUAUGAAUAUCUACAUAUUUAAAGGAAUUUUAUGUAUAUGCCGUUUAUUUUUUAUACUAGAU
This is a messenger RNA of Nicrophorus vespilloides, 6277 nucleotides long. It is a transcript of the gene Zir, whose product is annotated as dedicator of cytokinesis protein 7. The transcript has 11 exons. The record is from RefSeq and is a predicted model, not a curated record. NCBI's taxonomy places the organism in Eukaryota, Metazoa, Arthropoda, Insecta, Coleoptera, Silphidae. Gene Ontology annotation, biological process: positive regulation of GTPase activity; small GTPase-mediated signal transduction. Bases 5 to 6079 code for a protein of 2024 amino acids. Gene Ontology annotation, molecular function: guanyl-nucleotide exchange factor activity.